Poecilia latipinna (sailfin molly) is the source of this 2806-nucleotide messenger RNA. Its product is annotated as transmembrane protein 26. The transcript has 3 exons. Lineage: Eukaryota; Metazoa; Chordata; Actinopteri; Cyprinodontiformes; Poeciliidae. The record is from RefSeq and is a predicted model, not a curated record. Bases 1484 to 2350 code for a protein of 288 amino acids.
AAGUAAUGACGCAGCAUAACAAAGAAUACAUUCAGUUUUUUUAUUUUUAUUUUUAGAGCACUCCUGGUUCACUGGAAGUGUCCCAGUGUCUACGUUUAAGGACUACAAGUCUAUUUUCUUUCCCUCUCUCCUUGUUUCCCAGAAACAAAUGGGACAUCUUAAGGGUAGGGAACAAGAUAAGGUGCAAGGGGAUUUCUCUUUUAUAAGGUGCCUCUAUAGUGCUGUUGGCUUUUAAAAACACUCUUAAGAGUGCACACCAUGUUCUCAAACACAACAAUUAGUAAAGUGGGGGCAAAAUAAGGGACAAGGACAGCUUGAUGCCAACGGUAAAAUGCCAACCUCUCCAAUGAUGGACUGUGUUUCUUUAUCUUGAGCUCAAAAACGGGAGAAGCGUUAAAGGACAAGCUAUAAAAAUGGUUUAGAUUAAGAAAAUACAUUAAAUAAAUAAAUCGCCAACAAGAAUCACUUUACACUCUUUGAUUUUCUUACAGGAUUUUUCACUUCAUUGAUGAUGAUGUACAGUCAGUCAGUUAUCGGCCAAACUGUAGACGAUAUGUCAGCUUUCAGUGAUGUGUUUGAUGAAGGGCACGCUGCGACUUGAAUCAAACCAGGCUAUGUUAACAUCGUGAGAAGAUGACAUCAAGGACGUCGCCUUUUUGGCACAGUUUCCAAGUCAAUAAAUCGUAAGACCCGGGGAAAGCCUCCCGAGUCGUUUCAUAUUGACUGCAGAUCAGUUUGUUUAACUCCUGAUUACUAAUCACAUCUCGCUCAGAGUCAACCCCCAAUGAUCUAGGGCUCUUAUCCUGACAGCUACGGCUAUUUGUACGCUGAUGCAUCAUCCAGUUACAAAUAAUGAAAGCUGAACUGGGGUUUGGACUGAAAUGCUCUUGAGUCCUUGUGUUUGUUUGAGGCCGUCACUUUUUCAGUAUGCAGCCUGGGCUUUACAGUAUUUCUUGAAUUUAUGGGAAAUGUAUUCACACUAUUCUUAACCCCAUAAAACACACUGACAUGUUGACAGUGUGCCUUUGACAAGCAUAUUUUGUUAGAUUCUGAUGUUUAUUCAUGAAAAUGAUGAUUAAGUAAAGUUUCUUUUUUUAUUUUUAUUUUUUUACCAAAAUGUCAAAGAUACUUCAACAUUCAUUAGCUUUGAAAACUGUGUGUUUAAGCCAUGCUAUAUAUCAUCCCAUGGUCAAAACAAGGUUGAGUAAACUAAUGACAUGCAUUGGCAACUAAACACGUACAAAACUUUAAGUGUGUAUUUUGAUUUUUAUGGCUUCUAAACAAAUUAUAAUUGAAAAUAAUCAUAUUUUACAGCGGAUGUUUGUGCAGGGAUUCCUUGCUGCACCAUGUGUCGCCUCUUGAACAUCUUCCUGGCUCUGCUGAGUCGCUUCCUGUUCGCCGCCCAUGGAGUUGUUACGGUGUGGCAAGUGGUGACCGUCAAAGGGGAGCCCAUGUACUGGCUGCUGUUUUCAGGUUCUCCCCUAUGGUUUUCCUCUACCUCAGUACUGUCAUCCCAUCCAUUUGGUUUCUGGAGCUGAGCCUAUUACAGUCCAAGUUGCCCCUCAACGCUUCCUCCGGCCAUGAGCCUCGUUCGCUGGCCCACAUCCCCAUCGCAGUGGGCAUUGAGGAACUUGAACCGGAGAACUGGGUGGCUGGACUGGAGCAGACCAUGCUUAUUGUCCUGGUUCUGGGGCGCUGGCUGAUGCCCAAAGGGGACAUGUCUCGGGACCAGCUCUCUCAGCUCCUCAUGGUAUAUGUUGGACUGGGUGCUGAUAUCCUAGACAUCUUUGAUACUUUCAAGGAACCUGAAGUCAAAGGCAAUCAGGUGGUUGUCAUCGUUGGCCUUGCCCUCUUCUCUUGGGCACUCAUGCAGUUUCCACUGGUUCUCACCCAGACGCCAGCCUCACAGGGUGACGUUCCUAGGAGCUGGAAUAGCCUCCCUUGCUGUCGUCGACCCUCAUCGUCAUUACCUUCUUGCUGCUCCAACGAAAUAUGGAGUCUGUUGCUUACUGUGGGACUCCAAGACGCACCGUUCCUGGUUUAUCGUCUAUACCUCAUGAUAAAAGAGCAAGUCCAGAACCAGGUGAUGAUUUUCUUCACCUGCAAGAACAUACUUAUUGUCCUUUUGGAGCUUUACAGAAUCUUCGUGGUGCAGUUUGAACAGCAGGUGCAGGAGUCAGUGCUGGAAAGAUGCGACGCCCUGGCAACCUAUUGUCAAACCCUCGGAGGCAGUGAGGUAGAGGAGGCUGAAGAAGGAAGGCGUAAACUGGGGUGUAGUGUAGAGCAGAGGCGUUGUACGGACAUGGAGCUGGGACUCGAAGGAGAGGGAGAUCAUGGAGUGUCUACGUAAUGAAAGAGCAGCGUCGCGAGACAUAACUUUGAAACCCUUGGGAGACAGGAAUGGGGCUCCUCUCACUUGUCAAGACGAACGCUGAAUGUGUCAACCAUCCCUUGCAUCUCAGCCUCGUUCUGAGACAGUCUCAGCUCUCAGGAGGUUCGGGAACAAAAUAUAGAACACAAAAGAAGAGUCUGUCCCCACAAAGGCAGAUCAGACAGGAUUUCUUGCUGCUCUCUUUGAUAAAACCAAAGAAAACUCUCAUACAGGAAAAAAAGAUGGUGUCAACACUCUGACCCAAGAGAUGUUAGCUUCUCAUUCACAUAAAGCAGCUAGUAAUGACAACACAGCAGUCCUCUGCUUUGCAUUCAACUUGUUUUAGCUGCACUGGAAACAGAAAGAUUUGAUUAAGGUCUGUGUGAGCAUUCGUGAUGGUUUUCACUAUCAAAUAAAAAAAAAAAAAUCAAUAUG